Messenger RNA from Gadus chalcogrammus (walleye pollock), 3673 nucleotides. RefSeq lists its product as uncharacterized. The coding region runs from base 135 to 3365 and encodes 1076 amino acids. Gene Ontology annotation, molecular function: nucleic acid binding. The record is from RefSeq and is a predicted model, not a curated record. Lineage: Eukaryota; Metazoa; Chordata; Actinopteri; Gadiformes; Gadidae. Gene Ontology annotation, biological process: DNA integration. The transcript has 2 exons.
UGCCACCCCACACCUCUCCAUGCGUGUCUCCUGCAACCAAUGAAAUAGACAGCCUGGGCAGAAACGUGUUUCAAAGAACACAGCGUGACGACCAAGUUGGCCUUUCCAUCGAAGAUGAGUUGUUUCUUGACCUCAUGGAUAAGGAAGUCUACAAGGACAACGCAAACUGCUGGGUAGCACCGCUGCCAUUCAGGCCAAAUAGGCAGCGCCUGCCCAACAACAGACAGCAUGCUGUCAACCGUCUCGCCUCCCUCCGUCGCAUGCUGGAGAAGAAAAGUGCCAUGAAAGAACAGUUCUUCAACUUCAUGCAAGCCAUGUUUGACGCAGAUCAAGCAGAGCCUGCUCCAGAGCUGAGGCCUCAACAAGAGUGCUGGUACCUACCAAUAUUCGGUGUUUAUCACCCACAGAAAAAGGACCAGAUACGGGUAGUGUUUGAUUCCAGUGCGAAGCACGAAGGUACCUCCCUCAAUGACGUCCUUCUCAGUGGGCCUGACAUGAACAACACCUUACUGGGGGUCCUGAUGCGCUUCCGCAGAGAGCCUGUAGCAGUAACAGCCGAUGUGCAGCAGAUGUUCUACUGCUUCAUUGUCCAGAAAGAGCAUCGAGAUUUUCUGAGAUUUUUGUGGUUUGAAGAUAACAACCCAACCAAACGCAUCACUGAGUACCGGAUGAAGGUACAUGUUUUCGGCAACUCUCCUUCCCCUGCGGUAGCCAUCUACAGCCUGAGAAAAGCAUCCCUGCAUGGAGAAAAGGAACACGGCAGCGAAGCCAGACAGUUUGUCAUGAGAAACUUCUAUGUUGAUGAUGGGCUAUCCUCAUUCCCCACUGAAGAAAAGGCCAUUGCCGUCCUGCAAAGUACAAAAGAAAUGUUAGCAGAGUCAAGCAUUAAGCUACACAAAAUAGCCUCUAACAGCCGCACUGUGAUGGAUGCCUUUCCGCCUGAGGAGCGGGCCAAAAACUUAGUGGAUCUGGAGCUAACUGCUGACCCCUUGCCACUGCAGCGCAGCUUGGGACUCACCUGGAACUUGCAGUCAGACACAUUCACUUUCCGUGUAUCCAGAGAGAAGAAGCCAUUUACUAGAAGGGGAAUCCUGUCUACUGCAAAUGGGCUUUACGACCCCCUGGGCUACGUGGCACCUGUCACAAUUCAAGGAAAGGCCUUAGUCAGGGAGCUGUCUGCCGAACAAGCUGAAUGGGAUGCUCCUCUGCCAGCGCUAAAAGAGGAACAGUGGAAAAUGUGGACCGACUCACUCCAUGAGCUUGAGCAGCUUCAGAUUGAAAGAACCUAUGUGCCUUUUUCUUUGUGCUCCACCAAACAUAGAGAACUCUGUGUCUUCUCUGAUGCUUCCACUAUGGCCAUAUCAGCAGUGGCCUAUCUUAAAGCAACAGAUGAAAAUGGACACACUCACAUUGGAUUCGUCAUGGGCAAGUCAAAGCUGGCACCUCAUCCUCCACACACUGUACCACGGCUCGAACUUUGUGGUGCUGUCUUGGCUGUUGAAAUGGCAGAGUUAAUCACAGAAGAACUCGACACAGACAUCCACAAGGUCACAUUCUACACAGACAGCCGAAUCGUAUUGGGCUACAUCAACAACGAUAACAGACGAUUUUAUGUAUACGUAACCAACAGAGUCACUCGCAUCAGGAAGUCCACAAGCCCUGAACAGUGGCACUUUGUCAGCACUGAACACAACCCUGCAGACCAUGGAACUCGUUCAGUGCCAGCAGCCAUGUUGAAAGACACCAACUGGCUCAAAGGUCCAGCUUUCUUAGCCAAAGACACCCCACAGCCAGAGGCAUUUGGGCUAAUCGACCCUGAAGCGGACAUAGACAUACGUCCACAGGUCCAAGCCUUCAUAACCAAGGCCUUUGAAUGUCAGCUGGGGUCAAACCGAUUUGAACGCUUCUCCAGCUGGAAGUCACUCAGUCGAGCCGUUACCAAGCUCAUACACAAGGCCAGGUCCUACACAAAGGACUCAAUCAACAAUAUGAAUGAGAUGACACAAGCAAAACUAAUAAUCGUCAGAAAUGCUCAACACGAUGCGUUUGCUGAGGAGAUGAAAUGCCUUUCCAGAGGUGAAGUUGUCCCAAAGUCCAGUCUUCUAAGGAAACUGAAUCCAAUUGUGGACGCAGACGGCCUGCUAAGAGUUGGAGGACGGAUUCCUUUGGCCGACUUACCUUGGGAAGAGAAACACCCAAUCAUCGUCCCCAAAAAGCACCACGUAGCAACCUUAUUGGUGAGGCAUUACCAUGAAAAGGUUGCUCAUCAGGGAAGACACCUGACAGAGGGCGCUGUUCGCUCUGCUGGACUGUGGCUGAUUGGAGGCAAGAGACUGGUGUCAAGCAUCAUUCACAAGUGUGUAACCUGUAACAAGCUGAGAGGAAAAAUGGAAGAACAAAUAAUGUCAAACCUACCUGCUGAACGGCUUGAAGCAGGCCCCCCGUUCACAAAUGUAGGUGUUGAUGUGUUCGGUCCAUGGACCAUAAGCACAAGGCGCACGCGAGGUGGCAUAGCAGAAAAUAAACGUUGGGCUGUCAUCUUUACUUGCAUGGUCACAAGAGCAGUACAUAUCGAAGUGCUAGAGUCUCUGUCCUCCUCAAGCUUUGUUAAUGCACUAAGGAGAUUCACAGCUGUCCGUGGCCCUGUCCGCCUGUUCCGUUCUGACAGAGGAACAAACUUCAUAGGCGCAUGCAAGGAACUGCAGAUCAAAUCUGGUGACCAUGAACUGACUACUUACCUUGAAGACCAAAGCAGCACCUGGACCUUUAACCCUCCACACUCUUCCCAUAUGGGUGGAGUGUGGGAACGGAUGAUGGGCAUUGCCCGCAGAAUACUGGAUGCACUGCUUUUAAAGACAAACACUGCCCGUCUGUCUCAUGAAGUUUUGGUCACACUCAUGUCUGAAGUCAUGGCCAUUAUGAACGGCAGACCCCUUGUUCCAGUGUCAUCUGAUCCAGACAUGCCUACAGUCCUUACACCUUCCAUGCUGCUAACACAGAAAGUCAACCCAGUGCUUCCACCCACUGGAGAGUACGACCUUAAAGACUUAUACAUCAAGCAGUGGAAGCAGGUACAGGCGUUGGCCGACGCAUUCUGGAAACGCUGGCGUCAAGAAUACUUGGUUUCCCUCCAGCCAAGGAGAAAGUGGCACGUUGAAAAGCCAAACCUCAGCGAAGGAGAUGUUGUGCUGCUCAAGGAUGCACAGGGCAAGCGGAAUGAAUGGCCUGUCGGAGUGGUGUUGAAUGCCAUUCCCAGCAAAGACUCUAAAGUUCGCAAAGUAGAUGUGAGGGUGGUCAGACAGGGUACUCAACGGGUUUAUUCUAGACCAGUCUCUGAAGUUGUUCUACUUGUAAAAGGGGAAUAGUGUCAUAACGCAUUAUAACAAGCGGGGAGUGUGCUGUUCUGAUGUUUAUUUGGUGAAAGGGAGACCCCUAGUGGUCAACUUUUAACGCAAUGUUUUUGUACUAGCAGUCCUGCCGUAGUUCGACGAUGCAUGUGAACCAACAGUCACGUACUUUUUCUCUUUUGUAUUGGUUGGCCAGAAAACACGUUUGCCUUUUUACAGUGCUUACCAAGUAAAGUUUGGAAAGGAAACAAGCUGCUUCAUUCUUUAUAAGGGAAAACUGUUAUCUAUCUGCCGAGCUGACGCAACAGGCUAGUUCGCGCCACACA